This is a messenger RNA of Podospora pseudocomata, 1023 nucleotides long. RefSeq lists its product as uncharacterized. NCBI's taxonomy places the organism in Eukaryota, Fungi, Ascomycota, Sordariomycetes, Sordariales, Podosporaceae. Bases 1 to 1023 code for a protein of 340 amino acids. The record is from RefSeq and is a predicted model, not a curated record. The transcript has a single exon.
AUGAACAAACUCAAAUCCUUCUUCCGUCACAAGGAAUCUCCCCUCCCACCACCUCCCUCUCUCUCCCAGGAGAUCACCCUUCUUCCCGACUCUGAAACAUGGCAAGGCAACCUCCCUUGUGUCCACGGUCCCAACGACGGCUGCAACAAACACAACCCGGCCCGCAACCCCAUUCUCUUUGACUCGUCCCUCCUCCCCAGCGGCUCAAAGACCAAACCCUCCAGCAAUCAACCCCCCACCGACCCCUUCCCUUCCUCCUACGCCUUCCACGAGAUUUGGUCCACCCUCAGCAAAGACCCCUCCCUGGGCUGCCUAACCACCCUCCCCCCAAUCCACAAAUCCCUCCCCCUCUCCAUCUCCUUCUACCACCUCUACGAGCUCCUCAGAAAACACCGCACCAACACCCUCAACCCCUCCGAAGACUUAGGCACCCUCGCCUGCGCAGCCACCACUGGCUCCAACCCUUCCCUAUCUUGGGUCCUAACCCCCCUCAUCACCGCCCAAAAAACCCUCUACCUCGAGUUCGCCCUCGCCUUCAUCCUGCAGACCGACCUAGGCGGCUGGACAGAGGCCACCACCCACGGGCACGCCGUCGUCAAGAACGGCCUCAUCGGCUCCGGGUACAGGGACUUUAAACCCUGCUUGCACACCCACAUCAAGUUUACGAGCGUCAAAGGGGAAGGGAAGAACCACGUGCGGUACUCGGCUGUGAAUUUCACUACCACUGACUCGGAGGGAGCGGAGAAGAAGCACGAGUGGAAGAGUGAGGAGGAGGAAAAGAAAAUUGAGGGUUUGUUUUGCGGGAAGUGCUACACCGAGACCGUCAUGAGGAUCAGACUAAUUGGGGACAAGACGCUGGUGAGCGUGCAGGUGUACAAGGACUUGGGCGAGGGGCUGCAUCCUGGUGAUGGAAAGUGGUUGAGCUUGGUGAGACCGGAUGUGGCAAUUCAGAGGGACAAGAGUGACUUUAUGAGGAUACCCAAGGCAUUCGAGACUGUCCUGGAAGAUGACCAAGACAAUUAG